AUGUUGUCCAGUCCGUUGGACAACAUUUUCAAGCUCGCGGAAGCGGAGGUAGAAGGUCUCCGGGUCGAGCCCUUCCUGCUGCAGCGCCUGGAGCUGCUCGAGCUGGGCUGCGCGCCUGGCAGCCUCCAGCUCGCGGCGGGCUUCCCAGCGCACGCUGACGAGGGCGGCCUUGCGCAGGUCCAAUUCGGAUUCUGCGGCGGCCCGCUGGGCGUCGGGCAUGGCGCGGUACUCCGCCUUGAGUCGGUCGAGGUCGAGGGCGGUCGCGUUGGGGGUGUGAGGUCCGUUGACGGCAACGGCACCGCCGGGGCCGCCGGUAGGCCGUCCACCGGCGAUUCCCGGGCCCGGUGCGGUGCUGUUCCCGCUGCCGGGAGGGAGGAUCUCGUUGAGCAGGUCGCGAGCGCGAGCACGGGCGGCGGCGUCGUUAGGUGUCGCUACCCCUCUCUGUUGCUGUUGCUGGUGUUGUUGUUGUUGUUGUUGCUGUUGUUGUUGAUGUUGGUGUUGAUGUUGCUGCUGAUGAUGGGGAUGCGGUUGAUGCUCUUGUUGGUGGUGCUGUUGGUGGUGCUGUUGGUGUUGUGGGGCCAGUGGUGGGAGCGGCUGUUGUCCUUGUGGUUGUUGCUGCUGCUGCGGGUGUUGCUGAGGGGGUGGUUGGACCGGCGUCUGCUGCGCACCAGGGAUGACGCGGUUGUUAAGCGGUCCACCUGCUGA
Messenger RNA from Sodiomyces alkalinus F11, 705 nucleotides. RefSeq lists its product as hypothetical. Lineage: Eukaryota; Fungi; Ascomycota; Sordariomycetes; Glomerellales; Plectosphaerellaceae. Bases 1 to 705 code for a protein of 234 amino acids. The transcript is spliced from 2 exons. The record is from RefSeq and is a predicted model, not a curated record.